AUGACACUAAUCUCGAAUAAACUGAGACGAGUAUCAGGCAACCCCACAAUCAGUCCAAUCCCCUCAUUGCCACCAGUAGAUGACUCCUCAACACCCAAAAUCCAAAUCAUUGCUGAUUACCUGGUUGACACAUUUGCUUCCAACUCCUCCGACACAAAUUACUCUGCAGCCUUCUUAACUAUCAACAAACUACUUCUUUGGUUUGAGAAAAGCGGUUUCAAAUUCUCCAUGACUAAAUCACAGUUUAUGCUCUUCAGCAAGGGCUAUAGUAUCAACCACAAUGCCCUUAAUUUUCAAUCAGAUGAAGAUACUUGGACUAACAUUGAUAACAAACUGAUAACUUUGAGAAAAUUGUACCCAAUCCAAAACAUGGCCAUUCGUACAGCCACCGGAGCCUUCAAAACCAGUCCAGCGUCAAGCCUACAAGCUGAAUCAGACAUUCCACCGCUGCCCUAA
Messenger RNA from Cotesia congregata, 456 nucleotides. The record is from the annotation of a GenBank genome assembly. Lineage: Eukaryota; Metazoa; Arthropoda; Insecta; Hymenoptera; Braconidae.